Molecule: messenger RNA, 828 nt
Organism: Lobosporangium transversale
Lineage: Eukaryota; Fungi; Mortierellomycota; Mortierellomycetes; Mortierellales; Mortierellaceae
Exons: 2
Coding region: 1-828 (275 amino acids)
Biological process (GO): nucleocytoplasmic transport; activation of GTPase activity
Cellular component (GO): cytosol; perinuclear region of cytoplasm; nucleus
Molecular function (GO): GTPase activator activity; small GTPase binding
Source: RefSeq, a predicted model, not a curated record
AUGGUCAAGGCUAAUGCAGUUUUGGUCACUUUGGACUUGAGGGACAACCAGAUUAAGAAGGAAGGGGUUAUGGCAUUGUUAGAUGCGCUCAAGGAUAGCUCAAUUGAGAACGAAGGAGCCCUCGCGAUCUCAGAGACACUCAAGGUUAACACGACUUUGGCAAAUUUGAACUUGGAGUACAACAAAAUUGGGAAUGAAGGAGCCUUCGCACUCUCAGAGGUGCUUAAGACUAACACGACUUUGACCAUAAUGUACUUGGGGAACAAAAAAAUUGGGAAUCAAGGAAUCCUCGCAUUCUCAGACGCACUCAAGGUCAACCAGACUCUGACAAGUUUGAACUUGAUUUGGAACUCAAUUGGCAAGGAAAGAGCCUUCGCACUCUCAGAAGCGCUCAAGACCAACAAGGCUUUGACAAAUCUGAGCCUGUGGAAUAACUCAAUCGGGAACGAAGGAGCCCUAGCACUUUCAGAAACACUCAAGGUCAAUACGGCGUUGACAAGUUUAGACUUGGGGAGUAACUUGAUUGGGAAGAAAGGAGCCCUCGCACUCUCAGAGGUACUCAAGGUCAACACGACCUUGACAGAUUUGAGCUUGGGGGAUAACAAAGUAGGGAACGGAGGGGCCAUCGCAUUCUCAGAGGCGCUCAAAACCAACAAGGCUUUGACAAAUUUGAACUUGUUUCGGAACUUAAUUGGGAAUGAGGGAGCUCCCGUACUUUUAGAGGUACUCAAGAUCAACAUCGCUUUGACAAGGUUGGAAUUGAGUCAUAUGUUAAUCGCGAAGGAAGUAUCUCUGGCAAUAUCAGAGACACUCAGAACCAGGCACUAA